Messenger RNA from Carassius carassius (crucian carp), 1483 nucleotides. RefSeq lists its product as uncharacterized. The record is from RefSeq and is a predicted model, not a curated record. Lineage: Eukaryota; Metazoa; Chordata; Actinopteri; Cypriniformes; Cyprinidae. The transcript is spliced from 3 exons. Bases 443 to 1483 code for a protein of 346 amino acids.
UCACACGUGUGCGUGUGCAUGCAUUUAUUUAUAGAUUCUGAACCUUUUUUCCUUCGUGCCAUAAAAUAACUGGGAAGAUUAAAGCUUAUUUGCAAGCCCAUCAGCUGCUGCUGCUUCACAGUCUAUUAUAUUUUUUAUUAACCGAGCUUGAUAUAGUUACUGGCCGUUGGGUAAGUUUCAGCAUAAGACAAAACAACUCUUCUAAUAGUCUACUUUAGUUUCUUAAAUGCAUUUUCGUCUCGCGCAUGCACAAUGGGAUGGUGUGUGUUUGAAGAAGACGACGUCGACGAAGAAUUUAAGCUUGUGAUCGGGAUGAGGCAGUAAAGUUAGGACUACAGGAGAGUUUCACUGUUGAGCACCCUUGUCGGUUCUGCUUAGCAACGAGGAGUGAAAUCCAGGAGAAGGCGGUCGGGAGCAUUUGAACUGAGAACCAAGCAGGAGCAUGACAGGCAUACCAAGUAUGGAGACAACAACUGUACUCCGAGUUAUAAUUUGUGACAACGACAUCCGAAAAAUUGUACUUCCUGUGAAACCACAGACAGUUGACUCACUGUUGGAACAACUUGAAGAAAAGCUGGGACUUCAGUACAAGUUCGCACUUCAGUUUGAGGAUCCAGACUUCAACAAUUCCCUCGUGAAUCUUACCAACAUUGCUGACUUGCCAGAUAAGCCUACACUGAAGAUUGUCUCCCUUGUGACGUCACCAACCCCUAGCACAGCUGACACUGAAGUCCUAUCUGUGGCUUCUGAUCAUCCACGUCAUUGUCUACGGACUGCAUGGCCAGAAACUUUCGAGAUCCCUACUUUUCCUGUUGACGUUGAGUAUAGAUUACGUCAGGGAAAUCUACAGUACAUGCGAGAUCAAACAUACCUACAAUUGUCAGGAGAGCUUAAGCAUGAGAUUCUCGAAAAACUCUCAGAAACUAUAUACAGUUACAAAGCUUACCCAGAUAAGGAAGACUUCGAGGCUGUUGCUACUGCUUUGAUACAAAAACACCCUUGCCUUACCCAGCCUGGCUCAUCUAAGGGGUGGAAUGGGUGGUAUGAUAGCCUUAGGUGGAAAAUGGGCAAUUACCGCUCAAAACUGCGUCAAACUGGAUGCUUGGAGGUAUCCAUAAAUGGUGGGAAAAGAAGAGGACUGCAGCCUCAGAGAAACAUCAAAAGACCAAAGAGGUUUGAAAUCAAUUUUCUACCGAACUUCCCUGAUGGUGAAGAUGAAGCCAGCAUGGAGCCCAAAAGGAAAGAGAUGGUGGAAGAAAUGAAGAAACGUCGUCUUAACGUUGCACUGAUAGCCCGGAACAUGAAUUCUACAUUUGCCUUGCGUAGAAAGGAAUUGAUAGAGAAGGAGCCUGCUGUGAAGAAUACAGUGGAAAGGUGGCCAGCCCUCUUCACACAGAGUCAGGUGAGUCUUAAUUGUUUUCCUAUAUCAUUUCAUCUUGAACAUUUUCAAAGCAAAUUUAUCAUUAACCAGUUUUGGUGUUAA